Phycomyces blakesleeanus NRRL 1555(-) is the source of this 878-nucleotide messenger RNA. RefSeq lists its product as hypothetical. Gene Ontology annotation, cellular component: nucleus; cytosol; proteasome core complex. Lineage: Eukaryota; Fungi; Mucoromycota; Mucoromycetes; Mucorales; Phycomycetaceae. The record is from RefSeq and is a predicted model, not a curated record. The transcript is spliced from 4 exons. Gene Ontology annotation, biological process: ubiquitin-dependent protein catabolic process. The coding region runs from base 24 to 782 and encodes 252 amino acids.
ACAGUACACCAUCCUACCACAUUAUGUCACGAAGAUACGAUUCGAGAACGACAAUCUUUUCUCCUGAAGGUCGUCUUUACCAGGUUGAGUAUGCCAUGGAGGCAAUUUCUCACGCCGGAAUUGCUCUUGGAAUUCUUGCCAAAGAUGGAAUUGUCAUUGCUGCAGAGAAAAAGGUCACCUCAAAGCUACUCGAACAGACUGCGUCGUCCGAGAAGAUUUACAAGUUGAACGACAAUAUGAUUUGUGGUGUUGCAGGAAUUACAGCCGACGCAAAUAUCCUCAUCAACUGGGCACGAGCAAGUGCACAGAGAUAUCUGUUUAGCUAUAACGAAGAGAUCCCUGUGGAGCAGUUGGUACAGAGCUUGUGUGAUCUGAAGCAGGGCUAUACACAGUAUGGUGGUCUGCGUCCUUUUGGCGUGUCUUUUAUCUUUGCUGGCUAUGAUGAGCAUUUUGGUUUCCAGUUGUAUCACUCUGAUCCCUCUGGUAACUAUGGCGGGUGGAAAGCAACAUGCAUUGGUGCCAACAACGCCACUGCUCAAAGUAUUCUGAAGCAGGAUCACAAGGAAGAGUUGACAUUGGAGGAAGCCAAGGCAUUGGCUAUCAAGGUUUUGAGCAAGACUAUGGAUAGUACAACACUGACAAGUGAGAAAUUGGAGUUCGCUACCAUUCGGUUGGUAAACGAUAAGGUUAAAUAUGAACUUUAUAAACCAGCCGAGAUCGACGCUUUGUUAAAGGAACAGAAUGUGGGAGCUAAUGCCUCUACUACUGAGGAAACCCAGUAGAAAGAAAUAAAGAAAAGCAGAAAAACCAUAUCCGAAAUAUAUGCAUAAGCAAAACGAAUAAAACCAAAUAUAUAACAUCCUUAUCUACCCUCACCU